AUGAAACAGCAUUAUUUUAUCGAUCGAGAUGGGGCAUUGUUUCGUUUUGUGCUGAAUUUCCUGCGUACCGGCAAGGUGCAUGUGGAUACAAGUUUUAAUGAGUUAGAUCAAUUGCUUCAAGAAUCAAAUUUUUACGAACUGGACGAGAUGAGUGCCAUGCUACGGGAACUCCAAGAACGACGAGCAAGUCACUUGACUACCAUUGAUGGCAACGCACUGGGAAAACGCUUAUCUAAGCGAUCUCAACUAAACGAAUUCAAAUCGUCCAACAAACGUGUAAUGCGUGACAGUCCGCCCACCUCUAACCACCCGAUCGAUAUCCAUCCGGUCUCUGUAACGGCGAGCAUUGACAAAGCGGAACUUCGAACACCGGACUCGUCCAGACAACAGUGUUCGUGCUUGUGGCUGGAGAUGGAUAACAUUAGUCCUUACUCCGGAUUUGUUCGACUCACCAGACAGACUCAGAAGGACACCCAUUCCGUUCUACAAAACUUGCUAGAUUAUAUGCAAUCCCAUUGCAAAUGUACGGACCAUUCAGAUCAUUCGUAUUCAUCUUCGGAGGAAUCUGGUUGUCAGUGGCAUGAACUGACUCGUACUGAUGUGUUACAUCUCUGGCAAAUUAUCCUAUCUCAUGAGUACGAAUUAUGCACAAAAAUUCGGCCAGCUCCUGCACAACAUGGGGGUCGUGAUGUGUACUUAUUUUACCGAAUGUACAACUGUUGA
Echinostoma caproni is the source of this 723-nucleotide messenger RNA. Lineage: Eukaryota; Metazoa; Platyhelminthes; Trematoda; Plagiorchiida; Echinostomatidae. The record is from the annotation of a GenBank genome assembly.